Lates calcarifer (barramundi perch) is the source of this 2773-nucleotide messenger RNA. RefSeq names its product proteoglycan 4. The record is from RefSeq and is a predicted model, not a curated record. The transcript has 22 exons. NCBI's taxonomy places the organism in Eukaryota, Metazoa, Chordata, Actinopteri, Centropomidae. Bases 1 to 1521 code for a protein of 506 amino acids.
AUGUUUCUGGGCAAGCUGCCACCCCUCUGGUUAAACUCAUCCCAGCGUUUUCAACCCCGGCGUCAGACACUCCAGCGCCUGCUGCUCCUGGCUCCGGCUGCCCCAGAAUCACCUGCUACAGUGUCCCCUGCCCCAGAUCCACCUGUCCCAGAAUCACCUCCUCCAGUGUCCACUGUCCCACUUUCACCUGUCCCAGUGACUGUUGCGACAGCGAUCGCAGUGAGAACAGAACCUGAACCUGAAGAAGAACCUAAAUCAGCACCAGAGCCAGAGCCAGAACCAGAGCCAGAACCUGAGCCAGAACCAGAGCCAGAACCAGUUGCAGCUGUGGAACCAGAGCCAGAGCCAGAACCAGUGGCAGAGCUGGAACCAGAGCCAGAGCCAGAACCAGAGCCAGAACCAGAGCCAGAGCCAGAGCCAGAACCAGUGGCAGAGCUGGAACCAGUGGCAGAGCCAGAACCAGAAUCUGAACUGUCUCCAAAGCCAAGCUCCAGAGUUGAAACACUCGCCGCCAUGUACGAAAAUCUCAUCCCUUUCGACACGAGUUCAACCAGCGUCAAGGAUGAUGAGCCAGAGCUGGCAAAGGAAGAAGGAGGCUCAGCGGACAGCCGCGCCGCAGAGAACGGCAGUGUUGAACAGGAGCCAGCUCCAGCACUCAGCAACAAUGAACCGCUAACAGACGAUCUCCUGUCUCUCAAUGAUGGUCCAGAGGAGUCGGCAACAGAGGCGGCGCCCGUUCCCCCCAGCCCAGGACGCUGGAGUCAGGAUCUGCUCGGCGGACUAGACAGCGAGACAGAGCCAGCCAAGACCGGCGGCGCCCUGGAUCUCCUGGCUAAUGAUGUCAUUUUAAUCAACACAGAGGCACGCAGCCUCAGCACGCAGCGAGAGGAGGAGAAGCAGACAGAUGAGACAGCCAAAGAAACACAAAGCCCCACAGAGACAGUCACUAUAACCACCAAAACUGUGAUCAUUACUGACAAAAGUGAAGAGGACAGUGCAGAUCCCUGGAGCUCACAUGUGACAACUACAGUCACUGAAUCAAGCUCGGCUGAUCCGUUUGAUCCAUAUCCGAUAGGGACCACAUCCCCUAACAGCUCCUCUGACCUGCUCCAACCCCUCACAGAUAUUUCCAUCAACAGUGCAUCAACCACAUUCAUGGAGACCAAAGAUCCAAGUCCAGACACAAAUAUGAGUGGCAGUGCGUUGAAAUCCCUCGCAGAUGACGUCAUCCCCAUCAACACCGACACCACAAGUUUCAGCACUCACCGGUCAUGGGCACGCUCAUGGGACACCGGCACACCUCAGCAGGCUAACACAGAGGAGAGCCAAGAGCCUGAACCAGAAGGCCAAACUGAAGGUCAAGAGACGCUGAUCAUGUUUGAGAGGAAGUCCACUGAAAAUGACUCCCCAUGGGACAGGUGGACAUCGCCCACUGUAUAUACUAUCAAAUCCACUACAGGAGAGGAAGAGGGAGAAGAAGAAGAGGAGGAGGAGGAGGAAAGGUAUUGCUGCCGUGGAUGAGCUCAUUAAAUGCAUAUUAAAGCACUUUUAUUUUUUUCUACCAUUUUAGCAGGAUGUGAUUAUAGCUCCUUAAAAUGCAGCGGCUGUCAACUAUUUAAUUGAAAGCGAGCUAAAUACAAGUUCCUCACGGCUCACUCAGAGAAUAAUCAACUUCCUCUCAAUGUGUUAUUUUUCACUUUAAUACUGUCACUGUUUUUCAUCUGUGCUGCCAGACUUAUUGUAAUGCAGGAAUGUCCUCUGUUUUGUAGCCCUGAGGAAUACACAGUCGCAGACAGUCACAACCAUCACCACUAUCAGAGAGAUACACAGCGAGCCCGAGCCUGCUAUGGAUCGUCAUGAAACCUAUUCCAGCACUGUGAUAGAAGAGGACCGGCCGUGUCCAAACACCAGAACCUGAGACCAAAAAGGGGUUUGUAUAUGUGAAGGAGUAUGUCAAUGCAACAGAGCUGUCCUUGUAUAACGCCACGGACUCGACUGAUCGUGGGUCAGAUUAUUUGACAUCAAGUUCUACCAGUUACUCAUACAGCAGCCCCUCUACUUACUCCAGUGGCUCGCGGACAUCCACCUGUACAUACUGCGGAGAGCAGGUGGGCAAUGACGCCAAGAUCACCAUUGAGCACCUCAAUAUCAACUGUCACCCUGCCUGCUUCAAGUGUGCUGUGUGUAGUAGGCCUAUGGGAGACCUUCUCUACAGUAUGUUCCUCCAUGGUGGAAAAGUCCACUGCGAGAGCUGCUACUCCAAAGCUUUGGACUGAUUAUCAAAGCUCUUCAGCAGCCUCUUAUCCUCGUCCCCUUCCCUCCAUGUUCAUUUGCAUAUAAAGUGAGAAACUGGUCUUUUGCAAAGUUCGGACUGUGUUCAGUCUGAACUUUGCUGUGGUUUUGGGUGCUCAAAGAGACUGCUAUAGUGAACAAUACCAUUGCUUAAUGUUGAUUCUUACAUUAGGUCACGUUUCUAAUUUCUCAAACAUGUUUAACAAGCUUGUGUUGUUGUUGUUGUUGUUGUUUUUUCCUGGUGGUGAAAGCUGUAUCUGCCUCAGUAGACUAUGAAGGAUAUGUCUGUACAACAUGAUGCGCUACAUGUAACUGUGAACAGACUAAAACUGGCAAGUGGGAUACAAUGUUAUAAUUUAGCAACAAUAGUUAUGCAAGAAAAUUACUUUGUUACAAAAUGUUUACUUCCUUUGUUCUUGAUACAAAAUAGUGUGUUCACAAUGUAUGAUGCUUUGUUAACAAAAUAAAAUGAUUUAUAUGA